Anopheles gambiae (African malaria mosquito) is the source of this 6048-nucleotide messenger RNA. RefSeq names its product insulin-like peptide receptor. The coding region runs from base 1 to 3228 and encodes 1075 amino acids. The transcript is spliced from 6 exons. NCBI's taxonomy places the organism in Eukaryota, Metazoa, Arthropoda, Insecta, Diptera, Culicidae. The record is from RefSeq and is a predicted model, not a curated record. Gene Ontology annotation, molecular function: protein binding.
AUGGCAUUGUGGUGGAAAGUGUUUUCCCUCGCAACCAUGUGGUUGCUUGCUGCUGCCCAAAAUCACGACCGCACAAUGUCGCGAAUGGUGCGUGACGUAAUCGAAGCAGGCGGUAACGGCCAACGAUCAAUCUCGACGACGACGGUGGCGGUCAGUACGAACACCACCACCGCGCCCGAUACGACGACGGACGAUGGUGAUCCGAGCUGCACCAACGUGGACAUCCGGAACGAUCUGCGGCGCCUGAAGCAGAUCGAAAACUGCACCGUAAUCAAUGGCUUCCUGCAGAUGGUGCUGAUCGAGCGCGUGCCGAGCGAGGAGUUUGAAAAGUACAGCUGCAAGCACCUGAGAGAGGUAACGGGGUACAUGCUGUUCUUUCGCGUCAUCAAUCUCGUGACGCUGCGGCGACUAUUUCCGCAGCUGGCGGUCAUCCGCGGACAGCAGCUGAUCGGCAACUAUGCGCUGGUGUUUUACUACAUGGAGAACAUGAUCGAGCUUGGACUGAAGAACCUGGUAGCGAUCCAGCGCGGCUUCGUGUACACACUGCACUGCCCUCAGCUAUGCCAUCUAGAUACGAUUGAUUGGGCCGCUAUCAGUGGCCUGGAGAAUGGUACGAAAAGCCAGAACUCGUUCGAACCGCCCAAAUCGGUGUGCAACAACUCGACGGUGUGCCGGGCCUGCGUACCGACCUACUGCUGGGGCAGCGAAAGCUGCCAAAAGUUCUAUAAUGGCUACAAUUUCAAUGGUCGCAUCAAGUGUCACCCACAGUGCCUGGGAGGGUGUACUGGAACGUCCGCGACCGAGUGUAAGGUGUGCCGGGGUUGGAAGGAAGGCAAACGAUGCGUCGAACAGUGUUCCGCUGAUCGCCUACUGUACCGCCCAACGAAGCGUUGCAUCACGAAAGAAACCUGUCUGGAGCGGAGCGGGCUGCUGUACCAGAACGAGUGUGUGCUCGAGUGCCCGGCCGGCUACAGUACGACCAACGUAGACCAGGAGCAGGCCGAUUUUUCCGACCACAAGUGCUACCCCUGUCUGUACCGGUGCCCGAAGGUGUGCGACGGCACCGAGAUUAUGUAUCUGGCCGAUGCCGAUCGGAUGCGCGGCUGCACGAUCGUGAACGGUACGCUGCACAUCCGGCUGAAGGAGGACCACCCGAACCUGGUCGACGAGCUGCGGAACGGGCUGAGCGAUGUGGAGGAAAUUAUGGGCAAUCUGAAGGUGUUCCGCUCCACCUUCAUCCCGUCGCUCGAGUUUCUCGCCAACCUGCAGAUCAUCCACGGGGUGGACGUGAACGAGAACGCCAAGUUUUCGCUGAUGGUGUACGAAAACAGCAACCUGCAGCGGCUGUGGAACUUUGAGCAGAAAACGAACCUCCGGCUGGACAACGGCGGCAUGUACUUCGCCAACAACAAGCUGCUGUGCGGUGCGCAAAUCAAGCUGCUGCGCCGCAUCACCGACUACAACAAUGCGAGCGACACGAUCGACUGGAGCUCGAACGGGUACAUGCAAGCGUGCAACGUGCAAACGUUCCACGUCCGCGCGUCUGUCCUGUCGAGCCGGAACGCGACGCUCUACUGGCGGAACGAGCCCAACAUCAAGACGCACCACCGGCUGACGGGCUACCUGGUCCACUGCAUCCGCACGGAGGUGGACCGCUCGCCGUACGAGGACCGGGAGCUCUGCUCCAAGUUUGGCUGGAAGUCGCGGCUGGUGCCGCUGGAGGGCGUCAGCAUCGAGGGCAGCUACUACGCGUACCGUCUGACCCGGCUGAAGCCGUACACCCGGUAUGGGUGCUACGUGCAGACGUACUACAACGAGUCGGUCAACAAUGCGACCGACCCGGUGGGCAUGUCCGACAUGGUGUACUUCCGCACGGCCAAGGACCGGCCGACGUCGCCGCUGCGCGUGCACACGGCGCGCAAGAACGAGAGCGCGAUCACGCUUGCCUGGGCGAUACUGGCGUCCGAGCAGGGCAUGGUGUCGCUGUACCAGGUGGACGUGUUCCUGCAGCCGGACGAGGUGGCCAAGUUCGACCGGCGCAACUACUGCACGCAUCCGCAUCAGGCGAGGAGCGUGCACAGUGAGCAGGCGCCGGGUGAGGGAAGCUGCACCCGGGACACGUGCUGGGGCUGCGAUCAGUUCGAGUACGAACAGGAGCUGGAAGAGGAGGAGGAAGAGGAAGAGGAUGAGGAUGAUGAGCUGACCACACCGGAUGACUUUUUUGCCGAGCACACGUCGUCGGAGGAUGGGGGUCGUAUUGGAGGGCGCCGGAGGAAGCGUUCCACCGAACGAACUGGCCGCCGCCAGGUGGAUGACUUCGAGGCGAGCAUGCUGAAGUUGCUCAAGGUGGCCGACAGGCACGAGGAUCAUUACGCGCGGCGUAUGCGCCGCGACGCAGCAACGGAGAUCGAGUUUGUGAAUCGACUCUUUUACCACACCUUCACGACGGACAACUACGAGUACACGGUGGCGGGGCUGAGUCCGUUCACGCGCUACGUGUUCCAACUGUUUGCGUGCAGCGAGAACGAUGCCGUGUACUGCAGCUCGUACAGUCUGUACACCGAUCGGACCAACCCGUCGCCGUACGUCGAUCGGGUUAAUGUGAGCGUUGAAAUGAAGGAGCAAGAGAUGGCACCAACUGGCCCCGAACUGAUGGCACCUAAAAACCACAGCUCCGAGGAAGGAAACACGACCGCCACCAUCACCACCACAACGACGCCCCCUGUCUCGAUCGUAAAGACGACGUACGGCGAUCGUAUCGUGCUGUACUUUCCCGAACCGACCGAAGUGAACGGUCUCACCGUGGCUUACCGCGUCGAGCGGGAAGUUAUCAAUGGGACGUACCUGAAGCGGCGCACGGAUUGCUUCACGCGGCUGGAACACGAGCGCAACCAGUAUCGCUACACGAUCCAGGGCGUCACGCCCGGCGAGUAUCUGCUUCGAGUGCAAGCGAUCUCGCUAGCCGGUGCCGGCCCGUUCUCCGAGUGGAUGCUUGUGCGGGUGCUUGAGCCAUUGCCGCGGAAGGCGGUGGGCACUGGGAAAGGGUUGCGCGAUGGAUUGAUUGCGCUGCUCGUGCUGCUACUGUUGGGCGGUGGUGGGGCGCUAGCGUUCUACCUUUGCCGGCGUCGUCGGCGAACGUUCCGGCGGGACGAUAAGAUACCGCUCGCCGUCAACGAUGGCAAUGAGAUCAAUCUGGACGAUGGGUUUGUAAACUGCCCGUUGAAGUAGUAGCGCUCAGUUAACGCAAAGCCCAGAAUGUGCCAAAUAGGUCAAUUGCAUCUCACCAAAGUUUGAUUGCCAUUUUUUGCUAAACAUUUAAGAGUGGAAACGUUUUAUCAUUUAAGUAGCACACAUAGGCAACCGUUUUACGAAGUAAUAGGUUUGCUGUCCCACUUAUCCUGCAGCUCUUCCCUUCAGUGUUUAAUUAAUUGUGUGAUUUUAAACAAUGCAGAUCCUAACAGCGUGUUUUUGAAGGUAAAUUCAAACAUAUAAUCGUCAAACUAACAAACAAUCAUUCUUAGAGGACAGCGACAGGACCUUUGCCAAACAAAACGCUGUUUAAAGAUUAGAUAGGAACAAAAUUAUAAUAAGCAAUAAGAGACGAACAGGAAAAGGGAAACGACGAAAGAAAUGCUCGCCUUAUUGGUAGGAAUAUUGCACAUAAAACAGAAAUGGAAUCGAUUUUCAUCUAGACAACGCGUCCCCCUAUCAGCAAGGAAACAUCUUGAGUAUCCUCUUACACUGGUGGACAUAAAAAUAGGAACUUUUUUCUGUGACCGAAAGACAUAGUUCUUGUCAGAAAUAUUUGGUAGCCCUGAAAAGGACUGUUUAAGUGGUUGUUGGGAGGAGGUGUUGCAGUGUUCCACUGAGCGAAAACACAUUCUAACGGUCAAUCUGGUGACCGUUAUUCGCUAUCACUUCCUGACAGCGUUUGGCCAUAUCGCCGAUGAGAUUACGGCAUUCGCUUCUGUCUAUGCGUUCCCACAUAACCUUGCAGCGUGUCCAUAGAUCAUCGGCUGAACGUGCAGGCUGGUUCUUAAGCUGACGCUUGAGAGUUGACCACAGAUUUUCAAUUGGGUUGAGGUCAGGACUCAACGCAGGCCACGGUAGAACUUGCACAUCCUGGUUUGCCAAAUAACAUUUAACUGUUCGCGAUGUGUGCUUAGAGUCGUUAUCAUGCUGAAAGAUGUAAUGCUCUUCGUCUCCGAAUUGUUGUCGGGCGUAUGGCAACAUCUUACGACUAAGUAUUUUUCUAUACCCUUCCGAGUUCAGUGUCCCGUUGAUACGGAACAAAGGACCCGUGCCGUGCCAGGAGAAGCAACCCCACACCAUUACGUGGCCGCCUCCGUGACUAAGGGUUUUUAUCGUAUUUUUCGGAUGAUACGCCUGAUUAGGAAAGCGCCAGACGUAUUUAAUGCCGUCCGAACCAUCCAGAUUGAUUCUGGACUCAUCCGAAAAAAUGAUUUUGCUCCACCAAAAGAUGGAUGCAGCUAAAUGUUCUUCGGCAAACCGAAUGCGCGCUUCUACGUGGUGCGGCUGCAGCUUACGAACCUUCCUCGGUCUCCGGGCACAGAAACCAGCGGCGUGUAAACGGCGAGACACCGUUUUCGCCGAAACUUGCAAACCAAGCUCCUGCUUGAUACGAGUGCAAGUUUUGAAAGGAUCCGCCCUGAUCAUCUCAACAAUCCGCGCGUCAACGUCGGCCGUUGUUUUUCGCGGACGACCUGUCGAUUUACCCGUAGCCUCGCUACGAAUGGCGUUGUCCACAAACGUCCGCGAACGGCCGAACGCCUUGCAGAUUGUCUUGAUUGGCACGUUCUCACGAUACAGCCCCUGAAUGUGUUUUCGCUCCUCUGGUGUGCAGUGCUUUCCGCGACCCAUGAUGAUUUUGUGGAAUUUUUAAACAGCAACCUUUCACCUUGACCACUGAUGGAAGAAUGAAGCACAACUCGGUUUGGCUCUCCUUUUAUACUGCCGCAAAACGCUGCCGGCACUCAAAACUCAGAUAAGUAGCGCACCAAAAAUGAGAGUAUAAAAGGCAAAAUUCGGCUAUUGCAAAUUCAGUACGCCUCGAACUGUUGGCGAUGACACACCUAGUGUAUGCAAAAAAAACACACAAAAUUUUUUUUCCUAUUUUAAUGUCCACCAGUGUACCUUGUACAAACAAGCCUUUUUCUAGAUCUAGAUCAACUCUCUGUCAUUAGUUCUACUAAUAGACUAAACCUUUCUAUUUCGUUACUUUAUUGAUUUUACCCAUGGCAGGAUCGUCACAGACUCGCGUAUGAAAGGCUCUCGAGCGGUUUAUACGGACUUACAAGCCCAAAACAAACCGCUAUGACCACACUGAGUAGGUCAUAACAACCAACGAGGAGAAAAUUGUACAAAAAACAUACAGCUAGAUUGCUUUCUACAAAUCAAAGACUUGCACCUUCAUGUCAAAUAGGGUUAAUUAGUAAUCACGCAUCGGUUACCACAGUAUACUCAAAUUUAUUCAUUUUUUUUAAUUUUUAUAUUAAAGUAAACAAAUUUUAUAUUCAAACAUGUAUUGUAAGAUACACGGUUUUCCAGGAGUUCUCAUAGCUGUGGGACAGUUUAUUGACACUAUUUCUUACGUGAAAUGUACGUAAUAUAAUGGGAAUUGGACUCUAUGGCACUCCUGCUUGCCAAAUCCAAUAAGAUUUUGAACUGGCAUAGAGGGCCAUAAAGUCCAAUUCCCUAAGGAAUUCCUAAGGAGUUUGUCCAAAUAGGGUGCCAUAGAGUCCAAUUUCCAUCUUAUGACGUUCACUUCCUAUAAGGAAGUGUCCCACAACUAUGAGAGACCCCUGGAAAACCCUGUAAACAAUCAAAGACAAGCCAAAAUAGGCAUUUACAUGAAACCAAAUAUUCAAAUUCGAAUGUCACAAUGUGUGGAAUGUUGCAUUCUUCCUUGAUUUUGUUUUAAAUAUCAUUCCUAUUUUAGCAUCCCUGUGAAUGGCUCAAUAGCGGACACCACUACUCUAGGGUAAAGUUAAAUAAAAUGUAGUUUUGCUCUAUUUCUCCCCACAAUAA